GGUAGCGGGUGUAACUGUCAAACAGAAUCGUUCUAAAAAUGUCAAUCCAUUUAAAGAUUUGAUAAUAAUGUGAAAUUGUUCGAUUUAAACGAAAUGGCAACCCAGAAGCCCGGGGAGUGGGCAAACACGUUGAUUGUGCGUUUUGAGGAACAGCUGCCGUGUAGAGUUGGUUCCCAAACAGCACAUUCCAAGUUUAAUGAAGAAGAGAAUAAAAAUUGUAUAAUACAAAUAUCGCGACAUAAAUUUGCAUUGGUUUUGGAUGGAUUUGUAAAAGUAAUUAAGAGAAUACAUGAGAUGUACCAAAGUAAUGUGUGUGGGCAAAGACAACUUGUAGCUGAAUUCGAGAAGAAUUACUUUGAUAGUUUAUUAGUAGUCUUAGAGACUUUAGAAAAAUGUUUCAGUGUACAACCAAAGGAUUCAAUAACAUUGACUAUGGAAGAAAACCAAAACUUAAAAUCACUUUUAAAAGAGAUUUGUACAUUUCUAGUAUUCCUUUUAGAUAUGCCAACUGAAAGUCCGCACACACAUGCCAUAAAGACUGCAGCUAGUAAAGUAUUAUUUGCUCUAAGUGUAAAUUUUUUCAAUGCGGUUUUUAGUAGGAUCAGCUCAAAAUUACAGGAGCUAGCUUCUUGUCCUGAUGAAAAUCCAGAUCAUAGUGAUAUAGAACUUAUUCAACAUAUCAAUGUCGAUGUCACCAGAUUAACACGUCUUUUAACAGCUAUUCAAAAAUUUCGGCUUCUUAAAAAACCUGCACACUUUGUAUUAAUGAUAUCAUUGGAACGAGCGAUUUGGAACUGGAUAGACACUUAUCCUUAUGAAUUUGCUGACUUACAAAAAAAUCCCAAUGAAGAACUAUCAAAGUGCUGUGAACAAUUAUUUGACAUUUUGGAUGCGUAUACUGAUAAUAAAAAGGGGAGAGCGGCUAUUUGGCCGCUUCAAAUAAUGCUACUUAUUCUAUCACCUAAAGUUUUGGAGGAGAUUAUAAACGCGGAUACGGGAGGCGCUCCUUGUUCACCUCGCCAUAGCAAGAAAAAACAAUUCAUAGACACCAUAAAACGGGGAAUAGGAGCACACGGAAACUCUAGUAAACAGUUAACAGAAGCGGCUGUUGUGACUUGUGUAAAAUUAAUAAAAGCUUCCACCUACAUAAACACGACGGAUACAAAUAACAUAACAAUAACACUAGUACAAAGCAUAAUAACAGAUUUAAAAAAUAUGCUUUUCAACCCGAUAAAACCAUUUUCAAGGGGUCAAAACUCGCUUAACCAAGACAUCGAUUUAAUGAUUGAUUGCUUAGUAUCAUCGUUUCGAUUAAAACCAAUAAAUAACGAAGCUUUAAAAGUUUGUUUAAGUUUAUCUUCGCCGACUAUAUAUCAUUUUGUUUUGGUAAAAUCUUUGUUUCAAAUUGUAACACAAUCCCGAUUACUGUGGUGGCCAAACAUCGAUUUGGUUUAUACAAAAUCAUCCGAACUUCGCGCCAUGUUCACUGAUACUUUAAAUAAAGUGGCUCAAGGGUAUAUUGCGCAUACACCCCUUAGAGUGAUACAAGCUUUUGCAUCGAAAGGUAAAGAUUCUCAAGGAAAAUACAAAGAUAGAGCCGAAGAUAUGACUGGCUAUAGAAAUUUAUUGUUGUAUAUGGUAAGAUUAAUACACGCAGAUCCUAUGUUGAUGUUAAACAAUAAAGGAAAAGCAGGACAUGAGAUUCAAUCAUCCACAUUAGAGUUAAUAAACGGGUUGGUUUCUUUAGUACAUCAACCAUCAAUGACUGAUGUGGCUCAAGAAGCCAUGGAAGCACUAUUAGUAUUACAUCAUCCAGAAAAAAUUGAAAUUUGGAAUCCCGAAGCUCCAAUUAACACAUUUUGGGACGUUAGCUCUCAAGUUUUAUUUUCAAUAUCGCAGAAAUUAAUACAACAUCAAAUAAUGAAUUAUACCGACAUUUUAAAAUGGUUACGAGAAAUUCUUUUAUGCCGAAAUGCAUUCCUUUUAAGACAUAAAGAAUACGCAAACUUAGGCAGUCAAAUAGCAAUUUGUAAACAAGCUCAUAUCAAAUUAGAAGUUGUGUUUUUUAUGUAUUUAUGGAGUAUAGAUAUGGAUGCCGUUCUUGUAGCGAUGAGUUGUUUUUCGUUAUUAUGCCAAGAAGCAGAAAUUCGAUGCGGAUCUGAUGAACUAACCGUAACAUAUUUAGUUCCGAAUUAUCACGUUUAUCAAGAAUUAGCACAAGCUUCAAGUUUUUUAAAUACCGGAACCGGCGACUCAAGAAUGUUUUUUCCUGACCACACAAACGGCCGAACAGCUUUACAAAAACGAAUCAUGGCGUUACUACGUAAAAUAGAACAUUGCGUAAACGGCGUUCAACCCGCUUGGGAAGAAACGUUUAUGAAUUGGAACUCGACUUGUAAAACAUUAGCUUCUUAUCCAAAAAUGAAAGCUGAAGAUGGUCAAAUGGAACCGUUUCAUAGAUCAAUGGGUAAACGUAGAGCUUCACAUCAAAAUUCCGAGCAUGAACUUGAGGAUCAAAUUAACGAAUGGGCGAAUAUGACCGGGUUUUUGUGCGCAUUAGGUGGUGUUUGUUUGCAGAGAAAAUCUCCAUCGCGCCCACCUUUAUGUUCGUCGCAUUCAAGCUAUUCCAGUUUGUCAACAAUUCCAAUUAGCGCCAUAGGAACGGUGGGUUCAUUAUGCGAUUCAAGAAAAUCGAGCGUUUUACCAAGUGGUAAUCAAGAACAAAGACAAUAUUGUCCCGUCACACAAUUUGUUGAUCUUCUCCUUCGACUUCUCGUCUGUAACAAUGAGAAAUUUGGCGGACAAAUUAAAAAGCACGUUACAGAAUUGGUUGGACAUGAAAUGUCUUCGGCUCUUUAUCCGAUUCUUUUUGAACAAAUCAAAACUAUUAUUGAUAAAUUUUUCGAUCAACAAAGUCAAGUUGUUGUUUCAGACCUCAACACACAAUUUAUCGAGCAUAUUAUAUUUAUCAUGAAAAAUAUUUUGGACAAUACAAAAAAUGAUCAACCCUCAGAACAUUUAGGUGUAACAAGUAUUGAAGGAAUGAUGUUGGCUAUCGUACGUUAUGUGCGACAUCUUGAUAUGACUGUACACGCCAUACAAAUUAAAACAAAAUUAUGCCAAUUGGUUGAAGCUAUGAUGGCUAGAAGAGAUGAUCUUGCGUUUCGCCAAGAAAUGAAAUUUCGGAACAAACUUGUUGAAUAUUUAACCGAUUGGGUUAUGGGCACAUCUCAUCAAAUAGCACCACCAAGCAGUGGCGAUGUAACUUCAAUCACUAGGGAUUUAGAUCAAGCGUGUAUGGAGGCUGUAGCUGCUUUAUUACGCGGAUUACCAUUACAACCUGAAGAAUCUGAUCGUGGUGACCUUAUGGAAGCUAAAAGUCAACUAUUUUUAAAAUAUUUUACUUUGUUUAUGAACUUAUUAAACGAUUGUACUGAUACACCUGAAGUUACGGAAAAAGAAGUUGGCGGGAAAAGAGUUACAGAUAAACUUAACACUUUACGUAACGCCACUAUUCAAUCAAUGUCGAAUUUGUUAUCGGCAAAUAUUGAUAGUGGGCUUAUGCAUUCCAUAGAUCUUGGUUAUAAUCGUGAUUUACAAACGCGGGCAGCUUUUAUGGAAGUUUUAACGAAAAUUCUUCAACAAGGUACGGAAUUUGAUACUUUAGCCGAAACCGUUUUGGCAGAUCGUUUCGAACAAUUGGUACAAUUAGUAACAAUGAUCAGUGAUAAAGGAGAACUUCCCAUCGCUAUGGCUUUAGCAAAUGUUGUGACAACUUCACAAAUGGACGAAUUAGCUCGAGUUUUUGUUACGUUAUUUGACGCAAAACAUCUUUUAUCGCCGUUAUUAUGGAAUAUGUUUUAUCGAGAAGUUGAAGUUUCCGAUUGUAUGCAAACGUUGUUUCGCGGAAACUCAUUAGGCAGUAAAAUAAUGGCGUUUUGUUUUAAAAUUUACGGAGCAAGUUAUCUUCAAACUUUAUUGGAACCUUUAAUAAGUCCUCUACUGGAAGAGUUAAAUUGUAGCUUUGAGGUUGAUCCUGCGAGGUUAGAAGAUAACGAGGAUAUAAUAGAUAAUCGUAAAAACUUGAUACAACUAACUCAAAGGGUUUUUGAAGCAAUCGUAAACGCAGCGGAUAAAUUUCCCCCUCAAUUACGGUCGAUGUGUCACUGUUUAUAUCAAGUAUUAAGUAAGCGAUUUCCACAGUGUCCGCAAAAUAAUAUAGGAGCUGUUGGGACUGUGAUUUUUUUGAGAUUUAUCAAUCCCGCAAUCGUUUCUCCGCAAGAAAUGGGAAUAGUAACGAAACAAGUACCACCUUCAGUCAAACGAGGCUUAAUGUUGAUGUCGAAAAUCCUACAAAACAUUGCCAAUCACGUUGAAUUUAGCAAAGAGCAACAUAUGUUACCUUUUAAUGAUUUUCUUCGCGCACACUUCGAAGACGGGCGAAGAUUUUUUAUACAAAUCGCUUCUGAUUGCGAAACAGUUGACCAAGCAUCUCAUUCGAUGUCGUUUAUUAGUGACGCCAACGUUUUGGCUUUACACAGACUUUUAUGGAAUCAUCAAGAAAAGAUUGGCGAUUAUUUAUCGAGUAGUAGAGAUCAUAAAGCUGUUGGUAGAAGACCUUUCGAUAAAAUGGCUACUUUAUUAGCCUAUUUAGGACCGCCAGAACAUAAACCGGUUGAUUCGCAUUUAUUAUUUUCGUCGUACGCGAGAUGGAGUUCGAUAGAUAUGUCUUCGAGUAACUUUGAAGAAAUUAUGGUUAAACAUAACAUGCACGAAAAAGAAGAGUUUAAAUCAAUAAAAUCGUUGAAUAUAUUUUAUCAAGCCGGAACUAGUAAACUAGGCUUACCAGUAUUUUAUUACAUCGCAAGGAGAUAUAAUUGCUAUAGAAUUGGGGAGACGAACGGCGAUCUUUUAAUUUACCACGUCAUCUUAACAUUGAAGCCGUUCUGCCAUUCACCUUUUGAAUUGGUCAUCGAUUUCACGCACACCUGCUCAGAAAACAGAUUUCGAACGGAAUAUUUACAAAAAUGGUUUUACGUUCUCCCAGAAUUAGCUUAUCAAAACUUACAUGCCGCUUAUGUUUAUAAUUGUAACAGUUGGGUUAGAGAAUAUACUAAAUAUCAUGAUCGCAUUUUAAAUCCUCUUCGUACUGUAAAUCGAAAAAUAAUUUACAUCGAUAUUCCAAACAAAUUAAACGACUACAUAGACCCGGAACAACAAAAACUUCCGGGCGCUACUUUAAGUUUAGACGAAGACUUAAAAGUUUUUAACAACGCAUUAAAGCUGUCUCAUAAAGACACAAAGGUGGCGAUAAAAGUAGGCCCAACUGCGAUUCAAAUAACGUCCGCGGAGAAAACGAAAGUUUUAUCACAAUCAGUUUAUUUAAACGACGUUUAUUACGCCUCUGAAAUUGAAGAAGUUUGUUUGGUGGAUGAUAACCAAUUUACUUUGACUAUAGCUAACGAAAGUGGUCCUUUGAGUUUUAUACAUAACGAUUGUGAUACAAUCGUUCAAGCGGUGGUUCAUAUAAGAAAUCGAUGGGAGUUGAGCCAACCAGAAUCGGUGACUGUUCACCAAAAAAUUCGACCGAAAGAUGUUCCAGGGACGUUGUUAAAUAUGGCUUUGUUAAAUUUGGGGUCGUCAGAUCCGAAUCUUAGAACGGCGGCGUAUAAUCAAUUAUGUGCAUUAACGGCUACGUUUGAUUUAAAAAUAGAAGGACAACUUUUAGAAACUUCAGGGUUGUGUAUUCCCGCUAAUAACACUAUUUUUAUUAAAAGUGUGUCAGAAACGUUAGCUAAUAAUGAACCCCAUCUCACUUUAGAAUUUCUCGAGGAAUGUAUACAAGGUUUUGGUCGAUCGAGUAUAGAAUUAAAACAUUUAUGCUUAGAAUACAUGACACCUUGGUUACCAAAUUUGGUUCGUUUUUGUAAAACAUCCGAAGAUAAUAGAAGGCAGAAACAAGUGGCACAAAUUUUAGAGAAACUCAUUUUAUUAACAAUCGACGAAGUUGAAAUGUACCCAUCGAUACAAGCCAAGAUUUGGGGUUCAAUUGGUCAAGUACCAGAAUUAAUCGAUAUGGUUUUAGAUGGCUUUAUACAUAAAUCCGUGACAUCCGGUUUAGGAUCGCCCAUGGUUGAAAUAAUGGCCGAUACAGCGGUUGCUUUAGCAUCUGCAAACGUUCAACUUGUUGCUAAAAAAGUUAUCGGACGAUUAUGUCGUGUUGUGGAUAAAACAUGUCAAACUCCUACGCAAUUUUUAGAACAACAUAUGAUGUGGCACGACAUCGCUAUUUUAGCUAGAUACCUUCUUAUGUUAUCAUUUAAUAAUUGCUUAGAUGUAGCAAGACAUCUACCAUAUCUUUUUCACACGGUCACAUUUUUAGUAUGUUCUGGAUCUUUAUCGAUGCGAGCUUCAACACAUGGAUUAGUUAUAAAUAUAAUUCAUUCAUUAUGUACAUGUACAAAACCAUCAUUUUCAGAGGAAACCCAACGAGUAUUAAGACUAUCUUUAGAUGAAUUUUCUUUACCAAAAUUUUAUUUGCUUUUUGGUAUCAGCAAAGUUAAAUCUGCGGCUGUAACAGCGUUUCGUUCGAGUUACAGACAUGCCAACGAGAGAUGGUUUGGCACUGAAAGAACUUUAUCAACAUCAAACAGCACAGAACAGGAUCGCCUAUCUUUAACUUCAUUAGAAAUAAUCACAGAUGCAUUACUUGAAAUUAUGGAAGCGUGUAUGCGUGAUAUUCCAGACUGCGAUUGGUUGGCAAAUUGGCAAUCGUUAGCGAAGGGAUUUGCAUUCUGUUUUAACCCGGCUUUACAACCAAGAGCUUUAAUUGUUUAUGGUUGCAUCAGCAAAAGCGUUUGCGAUCAAGACAUGAAACAAUUACUAAGAAUUUUAAAGAAAGCUUUAGAAAGUUACAACGAUAUGUUAUUACUCGAAGCAUUAGUUAUGUGCUUAACAAGACUCCAACCAGUUCUACGACCAGAAUCACCGAUUCACAAAGCCUUAUUUUGGGUUGCCACCUCCGUUUUACAAUUAGACGAGGUUACUUUAUACGCAUCCGGGUUAGCUUUACUUGAACAAAACUUGCAUACUUUAGAUUCACAAGGUGCGUUUGAUGAAUUACCUAUGGAUCAAGUUUUAAUGCAAUCACGCGAAGCUCUCGAAUGGCACUUUAAGCAAUUAGAUCACGCCGUUGGGUUGUAUUUUAAAACAAACUUCCAUUUUGCGCUUGUUGGGCAUUUAUUAAAAGGAUUUAGGCAUCCGUCUCCUACGACGGUGUCAAGAACUUGUCGAGUAUUAACGAUGUUAUUAGCUAUUGUUGCUAAACCACACCGAAAAGAUAAAUUUGAAGUUACUCCGGAUAGUAUCGCUUAUUUAACAGCUUUAAUUGGAUAUUCAGAGGAAGUUCGAAAUAGGUGUCAUGUAAAAUACGCAACUUUACGACAUUCAAACGAUGCAGUUAGCCAAGAAAAUAUCUUGUAUGAAAAUUCAACAUCGCAUCAAGCAAAUAAUGUUAGUGGGGGAGGUCCUGCUGCGACGACAAAUUGUGGUCCAGUUAAUCGAAGACAAAAAUCUUGGGAUUUGUUGGACCAAUCGGCGAUAGCUCAGGCAAAACAACACAAACAGCCAGCACAACACCAGGUUGAGAGUUCGGCAGCCGGCAAAAGCUGGCGCAGUUUAGACUUGAGCCAGAGUCCGGGACCUUUGACCCGGCCUCUGUACCGUACCCAGCGGUCUAGUUCGGUGCCAGAGCCGCAGAACCCGACACCUAACGCAUUAAACACUGACGCUCAAUGCCCGACUGUGGCUCCCAACAAAAGCGCACGUGCCCUCUUCAAAACACAACGCUCAUUCUCGGUGCCAACAACCAAAGAACAAAAAAACCACGAUGAUAACUCUAAGAAUCGAAGCACCCGCGUAUCAAUCAGCAACGAAAACAACAUUUUAUUAGACCCCGAAGUACUCACCGAUUUUCAAACGCAAGCUUUAGUCCUCACCGUUUUAGCAACGAUGGUUAAAUACAGCACCGAAGAGCACGAAACGCGCAUUUUGUAUCAAUAUUUAGCUGACGGUGCCGUUGUUUUCCCUAAAGUUUUUCCGGUUAUAUACAAUCUGUUAGAUGUAAAAAUUAAUAACAUAUUAGCAUCAUCGAACGAUCCCGUUUUAUUAAACGCCAUUAGGUGUAUUAUACAAAAUAUGAUCGCUUGUGAGGAUACAAGCCAACAACAACUUCAUUAUUUACAAAGCUGUGGGUUUGCUGGGUUGUGGAGAUUUGCUGGUCCAUUUAAAAAGCAAAAAAAUAAUCUUCGUGAUAGCAUCCAAUUAUUCGUAAAUUAUUUAGAAACGUUAGUAGAAACAUGUCUUCCGGUUGAAGAGUCGGAAGUUGAAAACGGCGAGAUACCUCAAUACCCAUCGACGUUAAGUGUUAAUUCAAAUAUGAAUUUGUCGUCGAGUUUAUCGAGUUUAACGGUAGGAUCUCCGACUGAUAAAGAAAUAACGCGCGACAUGGAAGGAGGAAGUAGCACGUCGCUGGGUAGAUCAAGCUUUACAAAACAAAGAAGCAUCAAAUCGAAGUCGCAUUCUAAUCCUGACAGUUCACCGCAUCAUAAUAACGCGUAACAUAACGUUUUGUGUACAUCGCUACAAUUUUUAUAAAAAAAUUCGUUUUCGGUCGGAAAAAGUUAAAAAAAAUAAUAAUAAAA
Messenger RNA from Onthophagus taurus, 8702 nucleotides. The record is from RefSeq and is a predicted model, not a curated record. NCBI's taxonomy places the organism in Eukaryota, Metazoa, Arthropoda, Insecta, Coleoptera, Scarabaeidae.